This is a messenger RNA of Theobroma cacao (cacao), 486 nucleotides long. The record is from RefSeq and is a predicted model, not a curated record. Lineage: Eukaryota; Viridiplantae; Streptophyta; Magnoliopsida; Malvales; Malvaceae.
AUGGAGUUUUCUAAGGCUUCCCUAGCUCUUACUUGUCUGAUGGCAUUAGCCUUGGUCCUCCCCUCCCAUGCCCAGGACACCCCUGAAGACUUCCUCGACGCCCACAACACAGCUCGCGCAGCGGUCGGUGUUGGCCCCAUGACUUGGAACGACACCGUAGCUGCCUAUGCACAAGACUACGCUAAUGAGCGCAUUGGUGACUGCAACCUCGAGCACUCCACUGGACCUUAUGGAGAGAACCUUGCAAUCAGCAGCGGUGACCUUUCGGGCACCCAAGCCGUAAGACUGUGGGUUGAUGAGAAGGUCUACUAUGAUUACGACACUAACACUUGUGCAACAGACAGGGUUUGCGGGCAUUACACUCAGGUGGUUUGGCGCAACUCGGUUCGUCUCGGGUGUGCUAAGGUGAGGUGCAGCAAUGGUGGAACUUUCAUUGGUUGCAACUAUGAUCCUCCAGGCAACUUCGGUGGGGAGAAACCAUACUGA